This is a messenger RNA of Cryphonectria parasitica EP155, 662 nucleotides long. RefSeq lists its product as uncharacterized. NCBI's taxonomy places the organism in Eukaryota, Fungi, Ascomycota, Sordariomycetes, Diaporthales, Cryphonectriaceae. The transcript is spliced from 2 exons. Bases 40 to 426 code for a protein of 128 amino acids. The record is from RefSeq and is a predicted model, not a curated record.
AAGCCUGCUACUUCUACUGUCUCCUACCAAAAAGUCAACAUGCACUUCUUCGCCUACAUGACGGUCCUCAUGACCGCUGUGCUCUCCGUAGCCACCCCCAUCCUCAAGCGUCAAGUCGGCGGUGUCCUCAUCUGCAACGGCAUAAACGCAACAGGCGAGUGCACCCACCUCGUGGCAGAGGUAGGCCAGUGCACGAACCUCACAGCCCCCUACUACCAAAACACCUCGACCUUUGCACCCGACGGCGAGGAGUUCUACUGCUACCCGUACCUGUUCUCUUGCGGCGGCAUCUGCAAGUCCCCUGAAGGCUGCACCUACGGCGCCGUCUCCUACAACACAACAGCCAAGACCAACUUCACGGCCGGCGGCUGGAACAACCUCAUCGAGUCGUUUACUUGCUACAGCGGUGCGACGCCUGAGAUCUGAGGUAGAGGGGGGUUUUCUUCUCGUCGAUGGAGGCGCGGCCACACACCCCACCCCCCCCUUUCCCCUUGUCAUGUAUGUGUGUGUGUGUGUGUGUGUGUGUGUGUGUGUGUGUGUGUGUGUGUGUGUGUGUGUGUGUGAGUGACAGAGAGAGUUGCGAGUGAAAUUGAGUGUGGUAUGCAGCAAUGCAAUGCAAUGCACAGGGUGGAAGAGAAAAGAGUGUAUGCAGAAGGGGGAGG